Molecule: messenger RNA, 2836 nt
Organism: Medicago truncatula (barrel medic)
Lineage: Eukaryota; Viridiplantae; Streptophyta; Magnoliopsida; Fabales; Fabaceae
Product: poly(A)-specific ribonuclease PARN
Exons: 7
Coding region: 126-2189 (687 amino acids)
Molecular function (GO): 3'-5'-RNA exonuclease activity; RNA binding
Source: RefSeq, a predicted model, not a curated record
CCAAACAAAAAAUAACAUCGAACCAAAACGACAUCGUUGAGAUCUUCAUCUUCCAUUUCCAAACAACGAGUAUUCUCUCCUCCUCUCGUCAUCCCUCUUCUAAACCCCGAACGAAGAGAACACGCAUGAAGCUACGAACACUUCCUUCUUCUUCGGCACUAUCACGUGUUCUAUCACGUGCCCUAUCCUCUUCAACCGCCACAACAAGCACACUACAGCAAUGCGAAUCAGCGUUUCCAUCGAAGACGGUCACCGUUGCAAACUUCGAAUCGUCGUUAGCUGAGCUCCGGCACCAUGUCCGGUCGUCGGACUUCGUCGCCAUCGACCUCGAGAUGACCGGCGUUACAAGUUCUCCCUGGCGUGAUUCAUUCCAGUUUGAUCGCUCCGAUGUCCGGUAUCUCAAGGUUAGAGACUCCGCCAGUAGGUUCGCCGUUGUUCAGUUCGGCGUUUGUCCUUUCCGAUGGGAUUCGUCUAACCAGUCCUUCGUCGCAUAUCCGUACAAUUUCUAUGUUUUUCCACGUCAAGAGCUUUCUGGUUUUGGCCCAUGUAAUGAAUUUCUCUGCCAGACUACUUCGAUGGACUUCUUGGCUAAAUACCAGUUUGAUUUUAAUGCAUGCAUAUAUGAAGGAAUAUCUUAUUUAUCCAGAGAACAAGAAAGGGAAGCAAUAAGGAGUUGGAAUUCAACACAUGAUAGUGAGUGUUCAGACAUUUCUAAAUUAAAUGAUGUUAGGGGGGGCAUACCUUCUGUCAGCAUGGCAGACAUUUUAUUCACUGCACGAAUAAGAGAUAAGUUCAGUGAAUGGCGUGAUGGGUUAUUACAGGAGCAAAGUCGGUCAGACCAAAUUCAAGGAUCUCGAAAAGACUCAAAACAACAAUUUCAAUUGAUUUUCUUUAAGACACAUCCAGCUCUCAAGCUGGAUGGAUUCACCUCACGUCAGCUUAAGUUGAUUCAGUUGGUCAUCAAAAAGCACUUCAAAGAUCUUUCUUAUAUCAAUGUGAACGAGGUUUCUGGUUCCCAACAAAUAGUUGUGUAUACAGACUCGGAGGAUGAACUAAACUUACUUUUGAAGGAGGUAAAAGAGGAGAAUCACAGGGCAAAAGAGGUGAAGAUCCAAGCUGCAGUUGGAUUUCGCCAUGUUAUUGAUCUCCUUUCAUCAGAACAGAAGUUGAUAGUUGGUCAUAACUGUUUUCUAGAUAUUGCUCAUGUCUACAGCAAAUUUAUUGGUCCUCUUCCUGGGACUCCAGAAAAGUUUGUUGCCUCUGUUAACAAGUGCUUUCCACACAUUGUUGACACCAAAAUACUCAUGAACACUAAUUCUAUGCUUCAAGAAAGAAUGAAAAAGUCCAGAAAAUCACUUGCCUCUGCAUUUUCUAUGUUUUGUCCACAAAUUGCUGCUGGCUCCAAAAGCACCGAGCUAGUUACACCAUCCCAAGUGAAAGUAACCGUUGAAGUCGAUGAUUCAAGAUCGUCUAGCUGGAAUCCUGGAGGCAAGCAUGAGGCAGGAUAUGAUGCUUUCAUGACUGGAUGUAUCUUUGCCCAGUUAUGCAGUGAUUUAGGAGUUGAUUUUAAACUCCAUGAAUCUUCAAAACAAUUAGCUUUCAAUGAGAAACUACAGAAGUACAUUAAUCAUCUAUAUCUUAGUUAUUUGCACGGGGAUAUUAUAGAUCUAAAUACCGGUUAUACGGUUGAAAAUUCUUCACCAAGCUAUAACCUCAAGAGACGGUACCAACAAAUUUUGUUUGAGAACAUUGUUAUUAUCUGGGGAUUUCCUUCUAACCUGAAGGCAAGUGAAGUACGAGAGUGUUUAUCUAAAGUUUUCGGUUUAACUUCUGUAGUUUCUGUCUACCACUUGGAUGCAACAGCAGUGUUCGUUCAGUUUAACAAGACUCAAUUAGUUUCCGACUUUCUUUUGUUGAAGGAAAGCUUAGAGAGAAGUAAUGGUCCAAUCUCGGUUUUGCAUCCGCUGGGAAAACUUUUGGAAGGUGGAAAUACAUGUGCUGCUAAUUAUGAUGCUUAUAAAGAAAUUUGUGGUUCACCCUUAUCAGAAACUCUGUUUGCUGAUCAGGCAAAGGCAGUUGGCAUGAAGUGGAAAACCAAAUUGGUUGAAUACAAGGAAUCGUUGAGGAGUGGCGAACAUGAAAAUCCAACUAUAGAAGAGAAUGUAAAUGAUGCAGCUAUGAGUUUGUAGAAAAUAUCAAGCCAAACACAAUUGAUCAGUUAAGAAAUGUUCAAUCUCGUAGGCAAGCCGCCCAUUCCUGUGGCGCAGAAGCCAACUUGUGAUUUUUGGCUAAUUAUGUGUACACCAUCAGGAUGCACCGUUCAAUUUGUUUCUAGUGUAGUAUUAACCAAAUUUAAAAGAACAAAUCUUUUGCUCUACGACUAUAAAGAAGUCGCCCCUUUUGAUUUGGUUAAAAUUAGGUGUAGUAUCUUUUGUGAUGAGUUCAAUUCAGCUGUACUAAUGGGCGCGGGUUUAGCAGGAGAGGUUAAUCUUCCUACAAAGUGGCAUACCAAAGUUUGAAUCAUGGCAGGUAGAGCUACCCACAUAUAGUGAGUAACGUCCGAAGAGAAAAUAAUAUUCAGCUGUAACAAAUACAUCAGUUGGUAAGAGACAAACCACAACAUCUGAGAAUUAUAGGUAAUAUGAUCAUUUGUUGUUAUUGAUCAAAGUUCUUAGUAGGAUACUUCUCGUGAUGUAUUAUAUAAUCAGAAUUCUUAGACUUGAAAGGAAAAAGAUUAUUGUUUUGCAUAAUAGUUUCAUGAAGUCAGUAUAUACACAUUCUCUGUUUAACUAUUUGUGAUGAAGACACAGUCAAUUAAUCUGUUAAGCAUUUUCUA